Messenger RNA from Exophiala aquamarina CBS 119918, 2124 nucleotides. RefSeq lists its product as uncharacterized. The coding region runs from base 1 to 2124 and encodes 707 amino acids. Gene Ontology annotation, molecular function: protein-lysine N-methyltransferase activity. The transcript has 2 exons. NCBI's taxonomy places the organism in Eukaryota, Fungi, Ascomycota, Eurotiomycetes, Chaetothyriales, Herpotrichiellaceae. Gene Ontology annotation, biological process: peptidyl-lysine monomethylation. The record is from RefSeq and is a predicted model, not a curated record.
AUGGAGUCUGAUGAUACGAAGCUUACCCAAGAUGUCGCUGGCACGCGUGCUGAUAGCACGAGUCCGCCUUUGUGCAUGAAGACUGAGGAUUCGUCGCAAAAUGAUAUCUUCGCUCGGCAUCACCGUCUGGUCGGGUGGGUUUUAACAAACAACGGCUACUUCCACCCUGAUGCGCAGAUUGCUUUCAGCUCAAGAAAAGGAUUUCAUGCUCUAGUGGCAAAUGGCAAGACCAUAUCGUCUGGCACACGAAUCGCCGCUUGCCCGAUGCCGUUGACAAUAUCAAUCUUGAAUGCCCUUGACGUGAAACCUUUCUCUUGUCAUGGAACCCACUUUCCUAAACCAUUCCUCGUCGACCAGGCCAGCAAGGCGGAAUCGUUACAGUCGUUCUUUUUGAUGGAACAAUUAGUUCUAGGGGACAAAUCCUGGUGGGCUCCCUACAUUAGUUCGUUGCCUACAGUCGAAGACGUCAACGAAUUACAGUUUAGUGAAGAUUCAGAUCUAGCCUGGCUUGAAGGAACAAAUCUCAAGGGAGGAUACGAAUCACAGUUGAACAAGUGGCAGCAGAUGUACCAACACGGUCUUGAACUCCUUAAGCGAUACCAAUGGCCUCACGCACAUGAUGAGACUUACACUUGGGAAGCUUUCCGAUGGGCUGCUACAAUCUUUGGCAGCCGCUCUUUCACAUCUCAGGUACUUGACGACACAUUGCCGGCGGACCAGGCUCGUCUCGGUCAUCGCAACAAGAAAGAUGGACCAUAUGACCUUGUCAAGCUCUUCACUGAUCGCUUUGGCGUUCUGCUCCCACUCCUUGAUAUUCUCAACCACAAGCCUGGUGUACAGGUGGAAUGGCUCGCCCGAUUCAGUUUUGUCGGCCUUCAGGUCUUGCAGCCCUAUGAGUCGGGGCAGGAGCUCUGUAACAACUACGGGCCUAAAGAUAACGAGGGUCUCCUACUGUCAUACGGUUUCACUUUUCAGGACAAUCCGUUCGACCACCUCGUAAUUAGCAUCAAAGCCCUUCCAGGAUCUCCCCUGGCGGAAGUUCGAAGAUGGAAGAAAGAUCUUCGAUCAGAUCCAGAUUACAGAUGCUUCAUCUUUGACUAUCGACAUCCAACGACAAGAGCUGCAGCUGCCAUAGAGACAUCAGUCUUCUCAUUCGAUCUGCUAGACAGUAUAUCCGUUCUGUGUGCGAACGAACGCGAACAGGGAAUCAUGCAGUCUCACCAACAAACGAUCAUGAGUCGUUUCUUGCCAUUCAACGGAACACCAUGUUUUCAAGACGGCCGACUUAUCCUGGCAACAAUCAGUCAACUCCUUGUCGAAUGCACGGCCCGAGUGGCUCGUCUAAAGUCCACAAAUCCAACACACGCAGAGUUGAAGAUUAGCAAUAUGAAGCAGAAGCAUGCAAAAACAUAUCGCGAUAGCCAACUUCAUAUUGUCGAAACGGCGACAGCCGUUUGCACUUUCGUAUUGAAGAGUGCCGUCCGGGAGUCCAAGGCUAGCGGCAUCUUGGAGGAAAUGCAGCACGAUUUACCGCCGGCCAUUGCGCAGAAUCUGCAGGCACUUGUCGGCUACUAUGCGACACGACUUACACGUCCAUCUGAGCUUCUGACGUUCGAAGGAAUACUGGAUAUGUUGCCCAAGGGCCUGUCAUCGGCGGUGUUGCGAUGCACGAGUGAGCUUGAGGCCAAUCUGAGUACGCAGAAUAGUCAGCCGCCACCCGACAAAGCGACAAUUGACAAGACCAGAUUUGCCAUAGUACUAUCCGCAUUGUACAGUGAGUUAGACCAAGGGGUACAACUUCCGCAUCGCGCAAAGUCAUGGCUUGAUCAGCUGUCGCAAUGGUACCCUCUGGAUGCAGAUUCAUGGGCGUACGUCCCCAGUCUCGAGGAUGAACCACCACCCGCGUUGAUGAGUCUACUAGCAGCGCGAGUAAGUAUGUCUCCUAAAAUCUCAACAGACUCCAGUACGAAGCAGUGGUUGCGCCCCGAUAGGGUUUGCUGGGGCUGGAACGUGAUGGAGGAGCAAGUUGUCCGUGUUCCUACCCGUGUCCUGCAGCCUUGUGGUGAACCAGUCACGCUCGAAGAUGGGCCCGUUACUAUCAUGCUCUACUGGCAGCAAUACUGA